Molecule: messenger RNA, 2249 nt
Organism: Prorocentrum cordatum
Lineage: Eukaryota; Dinophyceae; Prorocentrales; Prorocentraceae
Source: the annotation of a GenBank genome assembly
CAAGCGAGCAGGGUUGCAAGAGGCCCUCAUGCGGCGCGCGCCCGACGGCGCUCGGGCGCGUGCUAGAGGUUGCGACAGAUACGAAACGCUGGGCCGCGGCCAGUGCGCGGACAUUGGCCGCCGUCUUCGCCGCGAUCGACAGGCGGAACGAGGCUGGUCGCGCGCGGCCGCGCUGGAUCGGCGUUGCAAGACGUUACGAGCUUCGUUGGCAGCGCACUGGCGUCUUUCUGAUGCCGUAGGCCGCUUCCUCCCCACUCUCGGGGAGGAGUUGGCGGCAGGGCGGCCGCUGGGCUGCGAAGCCGCUCUCCUCGAGGAGGCUUCCGACGCGCUGGUCUUCGGCAACCCGGCGCGCCAUCCACCCCUUCCCAGCGUGGUCAGCGGCCUUGCACGGUCGCGUGAUGGCUACGACGCUCGUGCAUUGGAGCGCCUGUUUUCUGGCGACGGCGUGCGGCGUCCAUGCGAGGUGCCGUUCUUCUUGCUUUCGGCCUCCUCGGCGGACCACGAGGGCCAGGCAGCCGUGUUGCUGCAGGCGUCGGCGAGCGAUUCGGACAUCGUCGCCUCGGUCAAGGUGCAGAUCGGCAGUUGUUCUUCGGUGGCAGAUUGUUCUGGCGCGCGCCCUUCGCGUCGCAGCGGAGGUGCCGCCGUCGGGGACGCCGCUCAUUUGUCGGGAGCGACCGACGUUCGGCCGUUCACGGCCGCGGGCAUUUGCACCGACGCGGCGGGGGAGCCGCAUGGUUCGAGCUUCUCCGAUUUCCCCGAGCUCGGCGCCGCUGCCGAGCUGGAGGCUCGGGUGGACGAGCCCUUUGAGGAGCCUUUCGAUGUCCCCGACCAGACCUUCCAGCAGGAGGAGCUGCAGGGUUCCAGCGACAUGCACGAUUCGGAGUGCAAGUCUGUCGAGCAGGCCUUCGACAUGGAGGCCGAGUGCUGCGAGCCCAGGGUGUCCGAAAAGGGGGUGGACGAGGAGGGCUUCGCGGUUGAGUUCAACGGGAAGGAGUUCUCCUUUGAGGGCACGGGGAGUAUCGACAAGGUCUCCGACGUCCAGAUCCGCGUGGCGAACAUCGUCAUCGAGGCGGGGAGGCCCACGGCAAAGGUCUUCGGGGCCUUUCGAGGCGGAUUGUGUCUGGUGUGCCCAGACUCGCGGCUUCGCUCUGGCGAGGCGCCGCCGCUUCGACGAGAUGGAUUCGGGAUCUACGUCCACGAGUUUCGCGAGAUCGGGGUUGGCCCCCGCGAGGCCAAGAUGGAGAGCUUGGACUGCGAGGGCGCCACCCACAAGGCCUGCGUCCUGGAGCAGCUCCGCCUGCUCUCAUGGCUCCGUGGUUCAGCAGGGUUCAAGGUGUUCCUCAACCCCCCCCCGCCUCCUGGCGGCGCCGCGGCCCAGCGCUCAAUCGCUGGACCGCCCAAAGAGCUUGUAAGUGUUAUCUGCUCCCAGCUUCUACGCUCGGAGCUCACCAUAACCGAUGCCAUAGAGGUCAAAGGGAAGGAUGCCGACCUGAACAUCGCGUUCGAGAUCGCCGCGAUGCGCGCUGAGUCAAUGGCAGAGUUCCGGGCGAAGCAGAAGCAGUUGGCCGAAGCGAAGGGCAAGGGCAAAGGUGGGCCGAGCUGCGGGCAGGCGGCCCGCGAGCCGCAGUCGGCGUGGUCACAGGCUUGGCGCGCCCGCUUCAUCGACGCGCUGCCGCACGGCAACGACGGCGCACUUGCGGCCGACGACGUUGGGUUGCGCCCUCUGCUGCUGGAGCUGUGGCAUGAGGUCGUCGAGGCGGCGUCCGGCGAGGCGCAGGGGGCGCUGGAGCUGUUCGCGGUGGAGGCCGCGAGCGGCGGCGCGGGCGCCGCCGGGCCGCUCCUCAGCGACGAUUACAAGGGACCGAGCCAUGUCUUGGUCGGUGGCGCAGUCCAUCGCGCAGCCUCCGGCGGCGGCGCCGACUCUGGGCACGCCGAAAGAGGAGGUGCUGCGCAUCUGGCCCGAAGACGGCAAACCAAAGCCAGGCCCCGCUGCAGUGCUCCACCUCGAUGGCCUCGGGGCCUUCGGCGAGGCGGAGAUUUCUGCCGCCUACAAGAGGAGAUGUCGCGCACAGUCCAUCCAGACAAGACUCAGGACGUGCCUGGUGCGACAGAGGCGUUCAAGAGACUCAAAGGAGGACUCCGCGGACGAGCUCAAGAAGAGCCUCCAGAUUUCGCGGGAGAUCCUGCAGAGGCUCGAGUUCGUCAUGGGCUUCCGCGCCACCGAGGACGAGCAGUUGCAGAAGCCCCAG